Platichthys flesus (European flounder) is the source of this 1399-nucleotide messenger RNA. RefSeq names its product cysteine and histidine-rich domain (CHORD) containing 1b (gene chordc1b). The record is from RefSeq and is a predicted model, not a curated record. The transcript has 11 exons. Bases 131 to 1156 code for a protein of 341 amino acids. NCBI's taxonomy places the organism in Eukaryota, Metazoa, Chordata, Actinopteri, Pleuronectiformes, Pleuronectidae.
UGAGACCGGGGCGAUACACUGCUAGUUUGCGCUUCGCACGGCGGCUCUCGCACACACGUUCACACGAGCCCGGCAGCGGUCGGUUCAACACACCGGUGACCAGGUUAACUAGUUCCCAGGGGGGGUCGCCAUGUCUGUGUUGUGUUACAAUAAGGGAUGUGGAGAGAGGUUUGACCCAGAGAACAAUCCGGACGAUGGCUGCACCUAUCACCCGGGAGUCCCUGUGUUCCAUGAUGCAUUGAAGGGAUGGUCGUGCUGCAAGAGAAGAACCACGGACUUCUCUGACUUCCUCAGCAUUGUUGGAUGCACCAAAGGUCCCCACAACAAAGAGAAGCCUCCUGAGCCGGUGAAACCAGAUGUGACGUCAUCGGGAGAAGGGAAAGAAACAGACGACCAAAAAAACAAGUUUAACGAGUUCAUCAUCUCCGCACCAAUACCUCAGGAGGCGAUUCGCAGACCGAGUGGUGACGAGCCGUUGGUGAGGUUGCAGCACAAAGUCUCGACUUCUCUGAAGCAGGCACUGGAGAAACUGAAGCUGACUGAAAACACUGCAGAGGAGAAAGAGGAAGACAGCGACGUGAUCAAGAUCGGAACGUGCUGUAAAAACGGAGGCUGUACCAAAAGUUUUGAAGGACCUGCAAGUGAUUCUGAACCAUGUUUCUUCCACUCUGGAUUUCCUAUCUUCCAUGAAGGGAUGAAAUACUGGAGCUGCUGCAAGAGGAAAACCUCUGACUUCAACACCUUCCUCUCUCAGGAGGGCUGCACCAAGGGAACACAUCUAUGGAGGAAGAAAGACGAGGGUAAGAAAGUAGUUCCGUGUCGGUUUGACUGGCACCAGACUGGGACGCAGGUCAUCGUCUCCAUCUACGCUAAGAACGCCGUCCCUGAGCUGAGCUACGUGGACGCAAACAGCAUCACGCUCGACAUUCAUCUUAUAUUUGAAGGGGAAAAGGAAUUUGCGCAGAAAUUCAGCUUGUGGGGGGUGAUAGACGUGAGCAGAACCACAGUGAACAUGAUGGCGGCCAAGAUCGAGAUAGCCAUGAGGAAGUCCGAGGCCAUGUCGUGGGCUCGUCUGGACCUCCCUCCCCCCGUCCCGCCUCCCCAGGUGGAGGUGAAGACAGAAGUGGACAGUGAAGACGAAGAUGAAGACGACUGAUGAGGACUUACAACUCACACAGUCCUUUCUUUACCUCUUUAUAGAGUCGCCUCUUUCGCUGACGUGGGAUUUUGGCCUCUUCCUCAACAUUUACAGCUCAUAACGCUCAGAUGCAACCUUCCUUGAUUUUGCCAUUUUUUCUAAAUUUUUUGUCUUUAUUCUUUUUGUUCAUUACGUUUAUUCUAAAAAUCUACAAGUAUUGCCUUUUUUUUUUUCACUUAAGGACUGCAUGAUUUGGGGGGG